AUGGCAACUAGAUUCAAGAAAAAUAGGAAGAAGCGCGGUCACGUAAGUGCUGGGCACGGGCGCAUCGGUAAACACCGAAAAGGUGGUGCUCGGGGAGGUCGCGGCAUGGCGGGCGGCAUGCACCACCACCGAACGCUUCUGGAUAAAUACCAUCCAGGUUACUUUGGUAAGGUAGGCAUGCGGUACUUUAACGCCGGAGCGGAUAAAAAUGCGAAAUACACGCCAUGCAUCAACAUCGAUAAGCUAUGGACGCUCAUUCCGCCUGCGGAGAAAGAAAAGUACGCCUCGAACAAGGAGGCGGCUCCUGUCUUGGACGUGACGCGAGCAGGUUUCUUCAAAGUGCUUGGACGGGGUCACCUUCCGAAGCAGCCACUUAUUGUGAAAGCAAAGUAUUUUUCCAAGACGGCGGAGAAGAGGAUCAAGGCUGCUGGCGGUGUUUGCGUGCUCACAGCUUGA
Cyanidioschyzon merolae strain 10D is the source of this 456-nucleotide messenger RNA. RefSeq names its product 60S ribosomal protein L27A. The transcript has a single exon. Gene Ontology annotation, biological process: translation. Bases 1 to 456 code for a protein of 151 amino acids. The record is from RefSeq and is a predicted model, not a curated record. Lineage: Eukaryota; Rhodophyta; Bangiophyceae; Cyanidiales; Cyanidiaceae. Gene Ontology annotation, cellular component: cytosolic large ribosomal subunit; ribosome. Gene Ontology annotation, molecular function: structural constituent of ribosome.